Molecule: messenger RNA, 3263 nt
Organism: Oncorhynchus kisutch (coho salmon)
Lineage: Eukaryota; Metazoa; Chordata; Actinopteri; Salmoniformes; Salmonidae
Product: zinc finger protein 768
Exons: 7
Coding region: 278-2116 (612 amino acids)
Biological process (GO): regulation of transcription by RNA polymerase II
Cellular component (GO): nucleus
Molecular function (GO): DNA-binding transcription factor activity, RNA polymerase II-specific
Source: RefSeq, a predicted model, not a curated record
AGUCGGUGGCGUAGAUGCAUCUGUAAAGUUGGUUGCCAACCGACAUUUAAAGACCACUGAAGAAGAAGCGUAAACGGAAGUGAACAGGAAAAAUGUACACGUUAGCGGUUUUUGUUGUUAUUUAGACGUUUAUUAACAUCCUGGAACUCAAUAUGCCCCAUUAAACUCCACGGCAUCACCCAUUUACCCCAUAUAGUGUUUAAUUCGCGUUUGAGACAGGACUUGGUUGACCGAUGUUAUCUCGGAAACGCGGACGUUAACUAGCUAGCUGCUAACAAUGGCUAACUGUAUUGCUGUUCACACUCAAAUAGCCUCCAUCAUGGAGGUGCUAGCGAAUGCAGCCGUGGCAGAGGUCUGUAAACUCGUAGACGACGACUAUGCAGUGUUUCGUUUGGAAAUAACUCAAAGCCAGAAAGAAAACAGGUCAUUGCGGAGGAAACUACAGCUACUGGAACUUAAGGUGGCACGGGACCGCGUCCUCACGAGUCGUCCCAAGAUCCUCGACCGAUACAGAGGAAUGGCAAGAGAUCUCACUGGAGGCCACAGGAGCUUUGUGAAGCAAGUGGGACACAAUACAUGGAGCGAAGACCAACCAAUCACUGUUGAUGAGGGGAGUGGAACCUCAACCCAGCACGUAAUUGUGAUAGAGUCUGCAGAUGCAGAGGCUGCAGGUCCUGGGGUCAAGCAGGAGAGGUCUGAAGGAGAGGAGGACCCAAGGCACAGCAGAGACAUCCAGACUGGUGCGGCUGGAAAGCACCUUGUAGCCACCGAGGACCUCGCCACCACUGCCGCACCCCAGGCCUGGACCCAACGCAGCAUCACAGAGGAGGAGGAAGUGCUUCUGGUGAAGGAGGAGGGUCUGGGGAACCCUGAGAGGACCAUGGUCAUGGAGGACAACCAGACUACACCUCCCCCUGAACCCACAGAGGAACCAACUGAGCAGCACAGGACCACACACAGUCUCACUGAGUCAGUAGACAUGGAGGAUGGGAAGCCUGAUCUGCUGAUAGUCAAAGUGGAGACAAUAGAAGAUGAACCAGAGAGCAUUGACCUGCUGAGUGGACUAAAGAUGGGGGAGCAAGUUGGUUGGCUGGAGCCUAACAAGGGAGGCUGGGCGGACAUCUUGGAUUCCCAGCCGGGCGCAGCCAAAGGCUCAGGGGACCAUAUCACUGAGCAGGGCGAGAUAGUGGAGUCUGCAUUCCAUGAAGACCAGCUGAUGCCCGAUGUUGCUGACGGGAGAGGCUGGACCUCUGCAGCGGCUGGUCACAAACAAUGGCCACGGAUCAGAACCCUGGAUCAGGAGCCGUUGCUCUUCCUUCCCGAGUCGCAACUAGGACCCAACCGUGAGGGACAGAGACUCCACCACCACACAGAACACAACCAGUGGACAGGUGGACUGAACAACCCCAGUCCUGGUGGUCAUCAGAGAGGCAGAGACUCCAGUCUGCAGCCCAGACCCUUCUCUUCACAGUCUCAGUGCAGGGAUGGAGCAGGGCCUGGUGCUGAUAGAGAUAGACCCUCCUGUUCCUAUGAUACAAACACCACAGUAUCCAUGAUGAAAAGAUCCGGUCACCCUGGGCUUCAGCCUUCUCAGAGCGUGGUGGGAGAUGCUCCUUGUGGUAGUCUUUCAGGAAGUCUGUCUUCAGAGUCUCGUCUAAUGCCUGGUGACUGGGUUCAUAGAAGACCUGGAUCUGGGUCUAGCCUUCCUCAAUUACCUCAUGGUUACCCCACCAAUACAGACAGGGUCAGGAUGGACGUUCACCACGAGAAGUACCUAGCCUAUAACACAGCACACAAUCCCAACAACACCCAAACAAUGGCUAGAGGUCAAGGAGGGAGCUCAAAGACCAACCACCUGAGGGUGGUGGCUCCUGCUUCUACCUCCUCUGGUAUCAUUGGGUCACAACGUGUAAGGCCGAGCAUUAGGACGGACGCCGACAAGCCGUACGCCUGCCUCACGUGUGGGAAGCGCUUUGCUGAGGCGAACUAUGUGAAGAAGCACCAGACUGUUCACACUAAGGAGAGGCCCUUCAAGUGUAAGCUGUGUUACAAGAGCUUCUCCUUCCAGAAUAACCUUAUCAGACAUAGGAGUGUCCACAAUGGGAAAAAAUCGUAGAAGUGUGUGAGAUGUACGCAGGGGAUAUCUGGGAACCAUUCUUUAGUUGACAAACACUACAUGACCAAAACUAUGUGGACACCCCUUCAAACUAGUGGAUUCAGCUAUUUCAGCCGAUUGUAUACAAUCGAGCACACAGCCAUGCAAUCUCCAUAGACAAACAUUGGCAGUAGAAUGGCCCGUACUGAAGAGCUCAGGAACUUUCAACGUGGCACCAUCAUAGGAUGCCUUUCCAACAAGUCAGUUCAUCAAAUUUCAGCCACGAGCAACAACGGCUCAGCCACAACGUGGUAGGCCACACAAGCUCAGAAAACGGGAGCGGCGAGUGCUGAAGCCUGUUGCGCUUAAAUUGUCAGUCCUUGGUUGCAACAAUCACUACGAGUUCCAAACUGCCUCUGGAAGGAACGUCAGCACAAAUACUGUUCACCGGGAGCUCCAUGAAAUGGGAUUCCAUGGCUGAGCAGCCGCACACAAGCCUAAGAUCACUAUGCGAAAUGCCAAGCGUCAGCUGGAGUGGUGUAAAGCUCGCCGACAAUUGGACUGGAGCAGUGGAAACGCUUUCUCUGGCGUGAUGAAUCACGCUUCACCAUCUGGCAGUCCAAUGGAUGAAUCUGGGUUUGGUGGAUGCAGGGAGAAUGCUACCUGCCCAAAUGCAUGGGUUCCAACUGUAAAGUUUGGUGGAGGAGGAAUAAUUGUCUGGUGCUGAUGAUUCUGUGCUUCCAACUUUGUGGCAACAGUUUGGGGAAGGCCCUUUCCUGUUUCAGCAUGACAAUGCCCCUCUGCACAAAGCAGAGGGGCAUUGUCAUGUAACUGGGCACUUCUAAUGUAACUCUAUGGCAGCACCCAAGGGGAUUGAAUUUUCGAGCUCUACCCUAAGAUUUGCCCGUGACGUAGUCUCCAUGAGUGACAGAACAUGAGCCAAUCAUGGAGCAACUAGAGAACAUUACCAACCCCUACUCUUCAUAUUUUCAGCUGGCUGCCCCACCACCAUGCCCCACCACCACAGAAAGCACUGAGCUAGGCUGAAACACCUGCAUUUUGGAGCUGCCUUGCUCAAGAAAGCAAAAAAAGAGACCAUGUUUGUAUGUGGGCAUUAUUAACUCUUUUUUUUUUUGCAAACAAUGUAAAAAUAAAAAUUUAACUGAUA